This is a messenger RNA of Anolis carolinensis (green anole), 3056 nucleotides long. RefSeq names its product FUN14 domain-containing protein 2. Bases 52 to 687 code for a protein of 211 amino acids. Gene Ontology annotation, cellular component: mitochondrial outer membrane. The record is from RefSeq and is a predicted model, not a curated record. NCBI's taxonomy places the organism in Eukaryota, Metazoa, Chordata, Lepidosauria, Squamata, Anolidae. Gene Ontology annotation, biological process: autophagy of mitochondrion. The transcript has 5 exons.
UGGGGGGCGUGGCCUCGUAGGCUUCCCCGAACGAGGGCGAGAGAGAGAGAGAUGGACUCGGACCUGGAGCUGGACGACGACGACGAGGAGGAGCCAGAGCCGGAAGAGGCGGGGCUAACCGUGCCGACGUCACCCGAGCCUGGCGUCCAUUCGGCCUCCUCAUUGGUCCGCCUGGAGCAGGAGGCCAAGCGGCGGAGGCGAUCCGAGUUGCAGCAGGAGAAGGAGCGGGCCGCCGCCAUCAUGGCCGGAAAGCAAGGUAUUGAUGAGGUGCUGGACCUGGCCGAGUACACCAAGAGGCGGCCCUGGUGGCGAAAGCUCUUUAAGCCAAACUCGGGGUCCAGCGCGGAAAAAUACAGCGUUGCCAGCCAGCUGGCCAUUGGAGGAGCCACAGGAUGGUGCACUGGCUUCAUUUUCCAGAAGGUUGGGAAGCUGGCUGCGACUGCCGUGGGAGGCGGCUUCUUUCUGCUCCAGGUUGCCAAUCACACGGGAUACAUCAAAGUCGACUGGAAAAUGGUUGAGCGAGAUGUGAACAAAGCGAAGGAGCAGUUGAAGUUCCGCAGCAGCCCUAACACUGAGCUACCGCCAGAGGUGAAGACCCGAGUGGACGAGGUGAUCCGCUUUUUGAAGAAAAAUGUUAUCCUGACUGGAGGGUUCGUUGGAGGGUUUCUGCUUGGCUUGGCGUCUUAGGAGCCGACCAGAUCAAGCUGCUCUACCGUUCCCUGUACAACUGCCAUUUCCUCUCCAGUUUCUGACUCCAUUGGCAGACUUGUCUGCAGGAACAUUCUCCCUCUUGAAUUGUCUUCCUCUUUGUACAUGCAUCAUUGCUGCCAAAAAUAUCGUCCUUGGGGCUUUCCCCAUUUUAAUUUAUUGGCUGGUUGGUGGGAGGAAGGAUUAGACUCAAAGUCAGUUAUUACCAUACUGGAUACUAUCGGUACCUUUUAGAUCUUUCAGAAUGUCCCAGUGGGGUGACCUAUUCAAAAUAUUGUGGCUAUCCGUAUAAUAAUCACUCCCUUGUCUUUAUAUGCACUUUCUUGUUUUGUUUAUUUUCUUUCAAGCCCAUUCUGGGAGGACAAGGGAGGAUCCGGGCCCGUCAUGAAAUAAUAGUAUUUAGCAUUUGCCUGGUUCUUCCUUGAACAGGCUCUGUAUACUGCUCGGCAGAGCCAGAGCUGGAAAACACAGAUCCUCUUGGCAUUGCACAAACUGUUAUUUAUACCUCUGGCUGAAUCCAGAGAGCUGGAAUGACAUGUGGAAACUCUGACUGCUCUGCUGUAUUUUCUGCUGUCCUCCAGCUGAAGGAGGACUGGCAAGCAGGAAGAUCUUUCUCCCUAAAAGUAUUAUUUAGAAUGCUCACCAGUCAUAGCCUUGGAUGGAGUAGACAUUAAAGAUGAACUAUGCUCUCGGUGGUGGUGAGGAUAGAAGAUGACUUGCUAGAGUUGGGAGGCUUUUUAGAUAAAAAUGGUAUUUUUAGCAGCUGCCAUUGUGAAAUGAGAGUAGAAUUGCAUAUUUUCUGCCACUUUCUUUCAUAUGGUACUCUCGCUCCAUGAAAUGGUAUGAAGACCAGAUUGAGAAAUGUUGGUUUAUCUCUGCAGGAGAUCUGUGUUAGGUGGAAGGCUAAAGUUUGCAUUUCUCCUGAUACUUAUGGGCUAUAUUUCCAAUUCCUCCAGCAUAUAAUUGUUUUUCCAGUCACUGCAGGAAAAUAUAUUAAUUCAUUGCAUGCACAUAUACUCAACAACAAAUACCCAUAGCUAGUUAAUAGCUGUGGAUAGGAGGGAGUUGCCCAAGCAAUAUCAAUUUAGGGUUCUAUAGAUGGGAGAAAGCAGAUGCUUAGUGUGUAUUUUCUCUUGCAGUUCCUGCUUUGAUAUCCCUUGCACUAGGUCAGUCUGUUCCAGCAGACAUUGUUUUAAGUUUUCAUGAACUAGAGGCUCUUUAAUCAUGUAUUAAGAAGUUGUAGUUCAGGAAGUUUUGCGCCACAAUAAACCUCUUCCUUUAUUGGGUGUUAUAGGAUAGUUGUAUGUUUAACUGUUGCUGAACUUGCCAAAGCUUUGGAAGAGGGAAAACAUCAAUAACUUGUUUUCCUAGAGAUUUUCAGUCUGUUUUGAAAACUUAUACCUAAAACUGUAAUAAGACAAAUCCCUUGGUCUCAUUGCAGAAUCAAUCCCUUCUUCAAAUCAUAUAAAAUAUGUGCUACUUCUCUUGGCCAUACAGAAGUUUUUGUUAUACCUACCAAGGUUAACAACCAAGGCUUACAUGAUCUGGAAUAUGAGAUUGGGCCAUGCAUGGUGAGGUGAACAGUUGCUUCAUGUGGUCCUCCCUCUUGGCAUGGGUUUCCCAUAGCUUUGGAUAAUCACCAUUACUAUUUUAGCUGAGAGCCUUUUGAGUGGAUUGAAUGAAGGGCCUUCUAUGUGCAUAGCAAGUGCGCUACCACAGAGCUCUUCAAAUCCUCUUCAAAUGAUGUAAGCGAUCGCUUUAAUCUUCAGAGAGAUGGGAUGGGUGAUCCCUUGCACCUAAAAGAUGUUGACAACAUGAUAGGACUUUCACAAUUCAAUGUUGGAUGUGGCAGGAAUAAAGCUGGCAGGAUCUGGGUUGUCUAUACAUUUUGUGUUUGGAAAUAACUCAUAGUUUGGGCUAUUAAAAUGCCUCAAAUGUUAAUGACAUUGCUGCAAAAGCUUGCUUCUGCCAAAAAAAGAAAAAGGGAAUUGCCCCAUUUUCUUUUUUCCCCCCAGUCCAUUUCGAUAAUUGGGUGUUGUCAGUUCUUUUGUGCAGUUUUUGCCAUAACUGCUUCAGUGACGGUUUCUAGGCCUUAAUAACUAUCUAGCAGCUGACCCAUAUGAAAAGUCCCCCAGUCCCACUAAUGUUUAUCCAAAGUACUGAGUGCAGUGUCUUUAGUGAAGGGACAAUCUCACAUCAUUGUGUUUGGGGUCACAAAAAGAAGUUCAAACCCAGUAACCAGCUGCACUUAGAGAAACACUUAGGUUUUUACAGUGUUUUUAUAUGGUAUUUAAAUUAAAUGUUUGCGUGGAGUGAGAAUACAAAAUAAACCAUUUUUGCUGAGCUUC